UGCUUUUGUCAACAUGGCGCCGUGUAUUUCGGAUUCUGUAUAACUGUUUUAGUUAUUCAGAAAUAACAACACGUUUAAGCCAUUCUCCGUUCGUGCUACACUUAGGUGGGAAUCGGACAUCUGGUGAGCCAUCACCCUGAGGCAGAGAACCUGUAUUGGUGCAGACUGUAUGGAAGAAUAGGACUGAAGUGACAGACUGUGUCCGCCGGGAUGGAUGUGGAGGAAGAGCACAUGACGACGCUACUGUGCAUGGGCUUCUCGGAGCCAGCCGCCAUCCGCAAGGCGCUCCGUAUGGCCAAGAACGAUAUUAACGAGGCGGUGGCCCUCCUCACUAACGAGAGCCCUGGCCUGGGCUACGAACCUAUGGAGAGCGGCGACCGCCAGGUGGGCGGCAGUGGCGGAGGAGGGGGCGGCGGUGGAGGGACCGGUUCCCGAGGUGGUGGUGGAGGAAACGGAGGUGGAGGAGACUACAGUCGGAGUGGGUUUGAUCCGCCACCCGCUUAUGACGAGGUGGUAGAAGUGGAGAGAAGCAGUGAUGAAAAUGGAAACUGUUCCGGAACCAUUGAAUUUCCAACCACAAAUUUGUAUGAAUUGGAAAGUCGUGUGUUCACUGAUCACUGGUCUAUCCCUUACAAACGUGAAGAAUCACUGGGCAAGUGCCUGAUAGCAUCCACGUACCUUGCACGGCUUGGUCUUGCCGAUGCUGAUGAAAAUUGUAAACGAUUUAUAGACCGAUGUAUGCCAGAAGCUUUUAAAAAGUUAUUAACUUCAAGUGCUGUGCAUAAAUGGGGUACUGAAAUCCACGAGGGAAUCUACAACAUGGUCAUGCUUUUAGUGGAUCUGGUUGCAGCACGAGUCAAACAAGACCCAAUUCCGAUCAGCCUUAUGGGAGUACUCACCAUGGCCUUCAAUCCAGGUAAUGAAUACCAUUUCAAGAACCGUAUGAAAAUGUGCCAGAGAAAUUGGGCAGAUGUUUUUGGAGAUGGCAAAAUGUAUGCCAUCUCUCCACCAGCCAACUUGCAGAAGCACCGAGGAAGUACCUUCAUAGAAGGACUGCAGCAGUUCAAGAAGGAACCUCAUGGCUGGCUCAUAGAUCUGGUUAAUCGGUUUGGUGAAAUGGGUGGAUUUUCAGCAAUCCAACUUAAGCUUGGCACAGAGGAUAUAGAAACUGCAGCUGUAUCGGCACUGGUGCAGCCUUUGAGUGUCUGUGCUGAAUAUCUAAAUCCCAUGGUGGUGCAGCCCAUGCUGGACCCAGUUAUCGACAAAAUGAUUAGAUAUGUACAAAAUUUAGAAGAAAAAGAUCUGAAAGACAAGAGAUUGGUGACCAUUCCAGAACUUCUCUCUGCUAUCAAACUUCUGUGCAUGCGCUUUCAGCCUGCGUUGGUAACUGUGGUUGAUGACCUCCGAUUAGACAUUCUCCUACGCAUGUUGAAAACUCCUCACUUUAGUGCAAAAAUGAACUCAUUGAAGGAGGUUACUAAAUUGAUUGAGGACAGUACCUUAUCAAAGUCUGUGAAGAAUGCAAUUGAUACAGACAGAUUAUUGGACUGGCUAGUGGAAAACUCUGUACUAUCAAUAGCACUUGAAGGAAAUAUUGAUCAAGCACAAUACUGUGAUAGAAUAAAGGGAAUAAUUGAACUGCUGGGCAGUAAACUCUCUCUUGAUGAACUUACCAAGAUCUGGCGCAUUCAGUCAGGACAAUCUUCAACUGUCAUUGAAAAUAUUCAUACCAUUAUUGCUGCUGCUGCCGCCAAGUUCAACUACGAUCAACUGAACCAUCUCUUUAUCUUAAUACAGAAGAGUUGGGAAAUAGAGAGUGACCGUAUUAGACAAAAACUUCUCAGCCUUAUUGGAAAAAUUGGUCGUGAAGCACGUUCUGAGAACACCACAGGAAAGGUGCUGGAAGUACUAUGGGACCUUGCCCAUUUACCAGCACUUCCAACGAACUUGGUCCAGCCGGCACUGGAAGAGCACCUGACUAUACUCAGUGAAGCUUAUGCAGUAAAGGAGCAAAUUAAGCGAAGUUACAUUAUUAAAUGUAUAGAAGACAUUAAAAAGUCCUCCCAACAAAAUAACCAGCAGCCAGUAUGGGUGGUUCCAGCAUUGCGUCAACUUCACGAGAUUACCCGGUCCUUCAUCAAGCAGAGCUGCCAGAAACAAGACAAGAGCAUUGUGCAGGAUUUGAAGAAGAACUUUGAAAUCGUGAAAUUGGUUACAGGAAGUCUUGUGGCUUGCCAUCGACUUGCACUUUCUGCAGCUGGACCAGGAGGUCUAACAGGGUUAACAAUCGUAGAUGGCAGAUACACCCAUCAAGAUUACUUGGAAGCACACCUGAGGUUCCUUGCAUUCUUUCUUCAAGAAGCCAGCCUUUACAUUGGUUGGAAUCGUGCCAAGGAGAUUUGGGAGUGCCUGGUGUCUGGAGCAGAUAUCUGUGAACUCGAUCGAGAGUUGUGCUUUGAAUGGUUUACCAAAGGACAUGGAGAUUUGGAGAGUGAUGUUCAACAACAGCUUUUUAAAGAAAAAAUCCUUAAACUGGAACCCUAUGAAAUCACUAUGAAUGGUUUCAAUCUCUUCAAAACUUUCUUUGAGAUAGUAAAUCUAUCUGAUCAUCGACUGAAAAGACAAGGUGCUCAGCUGCAUGUUGAAAAACUGGAGCUAUCAGGAAUGGAUUUUAUCUGGAGAAUUGCCAUGGAAUCACCAGACGAAGAAAUUGCCCAUGAGGCGAUCCAUCUGAUCAUUAAUUACAGCUACAUUAGCCUGAAUCCACGUUUGAAAAAGGAUUCUGUUUCCCUGCAUAAGAAAUUCAUAGCAGAUUGUUAUAAACGUUUGGAAGUUGCUAGUUCAGCUUUAGGAGGCCCUACCUUGACACAUGCUGUUACAAGAGCAACUAAAAUGUUAACAGCCACAGCCAUGCCCACUGUUGCUACAUCAGUACAGUCACCAUCCAGGUCCAGUAAACUUGUCAUAAUUGAACGAUUGCUACUGCUUGCUGAAAGAUAUGUGAUUACAAUUGAGGAUCUAUAUUCUGUUCCACGAACUAUCCUACCUCACGGAGCUUCUUUCCAUGGACAUCCUAUUACUAUCUCUGUAAUUUGUGAGUCUACAAAAGAUUCAUUUACUAUUGAGGCUCACAGCAAUGAAACAGUUGGAAGUGUCAGGUGGAAGAUGGCAGCACAUAUCAAUUGUCCAUUGGAUAACUUACAAAUAUUUGCCAGUGAUAGCUUGCUCACCAUGAACAAAGAUCAGAAGCUACUUCACCAGUUGGGGUUUGCAGAUGAACAAUUACUGACUCUGAAAAUGCCUGUAAUGGGGACACCCUCAGGAAGUUCUGUUGACUCAUCCUCUAGUAGUAGUGUAUUCAACUCAGCAUAUGCCAUGGAACAGGAGAAAUCAUUGCCUGGUGUUGUGAUGGCACUUGUGUGUAAUGUGUUUGAUAUGCUUUAUCAGCUUGCCAAUCUUGAAGAACCAAGGAUAACAGUGCGUGUUAGAAAGUUGCUGCUAUUGGUUCCAACUGAUCCAGCCAUUCAAGAAGCACUAGAUACACUUGAUGCUUUAGGAAGAAAACAGAAAACAUUGUUGACCGAUUCCAAUCACCAAACUUCCAAGUCGCCUUCACUUUCUUCAAAGCAGCAGCAUCAACCUAGUGCAAAUACUAUUCUGGAGAGCCUGUUUAGAUCGUCAGCACCGGGAAUGUCCCCCUUCAGAGUACUUUAUAACCUAGAGGUUCUUAGUUCUAAGCUGAUGCCUACAUCAGAUGAUGAGAUGGCAAGAAACUGUGCAAAAUCCUUCUGUGAAAAUUUUCUGAAAGCAGGAGGUUUAAGUUUGGUGGUGAACGUUAUGCAGCGAGAUUCCAUUCCAUCUGAGGUGGAUUAUGAGACAAGGCAGGGAGUUUAUUCAAUCUGUCUACAGCUUGCAAGGUUUCUGCUAGUUGGCCAGACCAUGCCUUCUACCUUAGAUGAUGAUUUCCUUAAAGAUGGAAUGGAAGCACUGUCCUCGCGCCCAUUUCGUAAUGUUAGUCGGCAGACCAGUCGGCAGCUGUCAAUGUGUGGUGGGCAAGAAAAAUCAACAAUGAGACAGAUGAGUGUGACAUCAGAUCGGUCAUCGAUAAGAAUUGAGGAAAUAAUACCUGCAGCCAGAGUGGCAAUACAGACAAUGGAUGUGAAUGAUUUCACCUCAACAGUGGCCUGUUUCAUGAGACUGACUUGGGCAGCAGCAGCUGGACGUCUUGACCUGGUGGGGAGCUGCCAGCCAAUUCGAGAGAGUACCAAUUGUUUAUUUUCCGUUGGUAUACGGAAUAGACUCAGCAGUUCAGGUAGCACGUGCAGUACUGGAAGUGAGGGUGAAUCAACCACACUACAUGCCGGCAUAUGUGUGAAGCAGCAUUCUGUCUCCACCAAAGAUACUCUUAUUGCUCGAGAGGCCUUAUCACUUCUGGUUACAUGUUUACAACUGCGAAGCCAGCAACUAGGCUCGUUUUAUGUUCUACCUUGUGUGAGUGAUUUUAUCAUCGAUAUUCUUCUUGGAUCCCCCAGUGCUGAGAUUAGAAGGGUCGCCUGGGAUCAGUUGUAUACACUGAGUCAGACGGAUACUUCUGCAAACCCAGAAAUCCAGAAACCUAAUCAGUUCCUUCUGCAUGUCAUCCUCACAACACAGCUUCCACUCUGGUCCCCAACCAGCAUCAUGCGUGGAGUCAACCAAAGACUUUUAUCCCAAUGUACUGAAUAUUUUGGCUUGCGUUGCCAGUUAUUGGAUGACUUGACAUGUUCAGAAAUGGAACAGCUUCUUAUUAGCCCUGCUGCUAUGUUGGAAGAUGAAGUUAACUGGCUUGACAACUUUGAGCCUACAUGGACUGCUGAAUCCGAGACCAGUGAAUCAGAUAAUGUUCUUCUCGCAGGACAUCUGCGCCUUAUCAAGACUCUACUGUCACUGAGUGGGCCAGAAAAGGAAUUGCUCGGGCCAUCACUAAUCAAACAAUUGGUGGAAGACUUCCUAUUCCGUGCUUCAAAAAUUAUCUUGACCAGCAGCAGUCCAGCGGGGAGCUGCUCUAUUAGUCAACAGGAUUUCCAUCCAAAAUGCAGUACAGUCAAUAGUCGACUUGCUGCCUAUGAAGUGCUGGUCAUGUUGGCAGACAGCUCAUUGAGUAACCUCCAGCUUAUUUCCGAUGAGCUGCUUUCAAUGCACCACCAAUUUGACCCUGCACUUACAAAGGAAUUUGAGUAUUUGCCACCUGUUGACAGUCGUGCCAUUUCUGGAUUUGUCGGUUUGAAGAAUGGAGGAGCAACAUGCUAUAUGAAUGCAGUGUUCCAGCAACUUUACAUGCAGCCUGGGUUGCCAGAAGCAAUGUUAUCAGUUGAUGAUGAUGAUGAUGAGAAUCCAGAAGAAAAUGUAUUUUAUCAAGUUCAGUCCCUCUUUGGGCACCUGAUGGAAAGUAAAUUGCAAUAUUAUGUUCCGGAGACCUUCUGGAAGAUUUUUAAAAUGUGGAAUAAGGAGCUGUAUGUACGUGAGCAGCAAGAUGCUUAUGAAUUUUUUACUAGUUUGAUAGACCAGCUGGAUGAGCACCUGAAGAAACUUGGGCGUGAACAAUUUUUUAAGAACACUUUCCAGGGUAUUUUUUCUGACCAGAAGAUCUGCAAAGAUUGUCCUCACAGAUAUGAGCGUGAGGAAGCAUUCAUGGCACUGAACCUGGGGGUAACAUCAUGCCAAAGCCUGGAAAUAUCGCUGGAUCAGUUUGUAAGAGGCGAGGUGCUUGAAGGAGGCAAUGCAUACUACUGUGAGAAAUGUAAAGAAAAGAGGACAACAGUGAAGCGAAUGUGCAUCAAGUCUCUUCCAAGUGUGUUAGUCAUCCAUUUAAUGAGAUUUGGGUUUGACUGGGAGAGUGGCCGUUCUAUCAAGUACGAUGAACAAAUAAGGUUUCCUUGGCUUCUUAACAUGGAGCCCUAUACCGUGUCUGGAAUGGCACGUCAAGAGCACUCUUCCGAACAUGGUGAAAAUGGCAAAGCAGGUGAUCACAUGGGAGGCGGCUCUCCAAGAAAAAAAGGUGCCCCAACUGAAAACUAUGAGCUGGUUGGAGUGAUUGUUCAUAGUGGCCAGGCACAUGCUGGACAUUAUUACUCAUUCAUCAAGGACAGGAGGGCUGGUGGCAAAGGGAAAUGGUAUAAAUUCAAUGAUACCGUAGUAGAAGAGUUCGAUCUAAAUGAUGAGACUUUGGAGUUUGAAUGUUUCGGUGGCGAGUACAGACCUAAAGUCUAUGAUCAAUCAAACCCUUAUCCUGAAGUCCGUCGCAGGUAUUGGAAUGCCUACAUGUUAUUUUACCAGCGAAUGUUAGACCAGAAUUCUCCAGUUUUACCAAAGAAAAGUCGAGUUAGUGUUGUUCGACAGGAAGCGGAGGAUUUAUCUUUAUCUGCACCCUCUUCACCUGAAGUUUCACCCCAGUCAUCCCCUCGCCCUCAUAGACCAAACAAUGACCGUCUUUCAUUGCUGACCAAACUGGUAAGGAAGGGAGAAAAGAAGGGGCUCUUUGUGGAAAAAUUGCCAGCCAGGAUUUACCAGAUGGUACGAGAUGAGAACCUAAAGUUCAUGAAAAACAGAGAUGUUUUCAACAGUGACUACUUCAGUUUCAUGCUUUCCUUGAUUUCACUCAAUGCAACUAAACUGAAGCAUCCUAUGUACCAGUCCAUGGCAAAGAUUGGCAUGAAGCUUGCCAUCCAGUUCCUCUUUCAAACCUACUUGAGAACCAAGAAGAAACUAAGGGUGGACACAGGAGAAUGGAUAACCCUCAUUGAGAGGUUGCUUACAAACAGUUGUGAAGCCUGUCAGUGGCUAAUUGAAUUCCUGGUUGGGUCUGAGGGUCGAGAACUAAUAAAGAUUUUCCUUCUGGAGUGCACUGUUCGAGAGGUCAGAGUCACUGUUGCUACCAUUCUAGAAAAAGCCCUGGAGAGCGCUCUGCUUUAUCAGGAUAAGCUGAAAGGCUUGGACGAACUGCUGGAGGUGCUGCUUGGCUUACUAGAUAAGGAUGUAGCCGAGAAUUGCAAAAAUUGUUCCCAGUACUUCAACCUCUUCAACAACUUUGUUCAAAAGGGUUUCAAGGCUUGUCAACUCUUAUUCAAGCAUUCUGCAUUCAAACGUAUGCUUUGUUUCCUUCUUGGUCCAUCAAGGCAGAACAACCAAAGUCGGCGCUGGAGUUCUGCACAGGCCCGUGAAUUCUGGUAUCUUCAUAUCACUUUGGCAUCACUAGUCUUACAUACAGACAUUUCAUCCCUACUCACAGUUGAUCCUGGGCAGUACAAAUGGCAUUCACCAACUCCACAGGUACCUUUGCACCAGGAUGUAGAAACUCUCUUCAGACCUGAGGGGCAAAAUUACUUACUUGAGGUUAUGUAUGCUAUGCGGGAGCUGACGGGAUCUUUAUCUGUGCUUUCGGAGAUGGUGACUUACUGCUGUUUCUGCAAUGAACAUUUCUCAUUGGUACAAGCGUUACAGACCAUUAAGAUACAACUGGAGACAGCUCCACCUCACGAAUUGAAAAAUAUCUUCCAGUUACUGCAUGAGAUCCUGGUUAUUGAAGAUCCAUUGCAAUCUCGCCGGCUACAGUUUGCUUUUGAGUCGGAGAAAGGACUUUUAGCCCUGAUGCACCAGAGUAAUAAUGUUGACAGCAGUCGCUGCUAUCAGUGUAUCAAAUUCUUGGUACUGUUAGCUCAGAAAUGUCCAGCUGCAAAGGACUACUUUCGUGAACAUCCCCAUCACUGGAGCUGGGCUGUGCAGUGGUUACAGAAAAAGAUGUCUGAACAUUAUUGGGCCCCGCAAAGCAACAUAUCAAAUGAAACCUCAACAGCAAAGACAUUUCAGCGCACAAUUUCAGCACAGGAUACAUUAGCCUAUGCUACAGCCCUUUUGAAUGAAAAGGAACAAUCUGGGAGCAGUAAUGGUUCAGAAGGCAGCCCAGCUGCAGAGAAUGGAGAUCGAACUCUUCGACAGGGCUCAGAAUCACCGAUGAUGAUUGGUGAAUCUAAAAGUGAUUUUGAUGAUAUGGAUCCAUAAAAUCGACUGGAGAUUCCUUUUGGCAAUGCUUGGUGUCAAUUAACUUUAUUAGUGCUGAAUGACGAAGCACUGUACCAGAUGGCUUCAGGCACCAUUCGAUUUGGAGAAGGUGCACAGACUCCCAGGUUGCAGAUUGCAGGCACUGUUGCGAAGCAAAUCUUGCCAAGAGUUGAAGUUCAAGAUUUAAUGCAAGUCUGUCUUGUUCUUUGAAGAUUUUGUAUGGAGAAGGAUAAUUUGAUUGUGCUUGUGAAUAUAUGAAAGAGGAAAUUUUUAUCUAAUGCUUUCAGUAGUAACUGCGGAGGAUUUAAUUAAGAUUUUCAUACAAUCUUGGCGAAAGAAGAGCUUGUUAAUUUGUGUAUUAUAGUUCCCAGAGUUUGGAGUAACAAAAUCCUUUGUGGUACUACGUUAUAUAGAUUUAAUUUUAUUUGUAUAAUAGAGCAUCUGAUAAAUCUGUUCAUUUUAGGUCACAAUUUGUUUGUUGGAAUAUUUAAUAGGUUCCAGGUGCUUUUGCAAAGAGGAAUCUUGGUGAACAAGAAUGUACUCUCUGCAUGAGUGUGUCUAUUGUGUUACCUUUUUUAAUUGCAACCUGGAGCAUUAUUAAAUAUUAGAUUAAUCCUUUAAUAAAGGCAACACUCAUUUUUUUAAAAAUUCAUAUGACCAGCUGCCAUUUUCCAAUGAGAUUGAUGUUAACAAUGUAUAUUUUGUUUUGAGAAGCUCAGAGUCUAAUCUUUAUGGCCCUUUAUGCAAUAGGUGUUAGAAUUUUAGUUGAUGAGAUAUUAACUGAUGUUUCAUUACAAUGUCUUGUAUCACAUUAUUUUGAUCGCACCAUAAAUUUGCAUUCUGUUUUAAAGAUGGCCUUAAUUUGUUUUAAAAAUUACAUUUUAACACCUUUUACAAUAGAAAUAGAAUAUGUUAUGGGCAAGUGUGUAAUAUUCACCUACACUAGUAAAUUCAUGCAUGUUAUAUUACAAUGUCUUAAGUUACCAACCCAGUAAAUUAUGAGAAAAGAGGGCACCCACGUACAGUUCACAGGGUGUAUAUUUAUCACUGGGUUUACAGAAUAUACAUGACAUCAAACAGUUUAUAACCAUGAAAGAUUCAUUGUUUUCAUUUCACAGGGUCUUAAAAGAAUUUGUAUUUUCCCUUUGUAUGUAACAUGUGCAACAAGAUGAUUUGCUCCCAAGCCUCUUCCCAUAUUGCUGCAGUAUGAACUACUUGAAACUUCUCUCCCCCUCUGUAGAAAAUCCUUCUAGCAUCUUUCUGUGGCACCAAUAAGAUGAGCUUGCAUGGUAAGCAUUUACUGACACAUACAGAAUAGCCAUAUAGAAAUGUAGAAUACGGCUCAAGGUCUUGCACUGUAUCCGAGUACUAUUUAGUAGACUCCCUCAGGUUGGGUGGAUUCUGAUUCCCAGUGUGUCCUGUAAUACACAUUGUUACAAAAGGGUUAACAUUUGAUUUAAACUUUCAUUGAUGAAUUUCUAUCAGCUUUUAAACCAGUAAUCUUAUUGGUAUUGUGCACUUGUCCAUUACAUAGUUGAGUUUGUGGUGUGACAGUCAAGUUAUCGGUUAUGGCUACUUGUGUUUCAGGAGAAAAGGAAAUGGGAAAGAAAGAUGUCAGAGAAGCAUAUAACCCUUGGAAUGUCUUUGGCAUUCUCACUACAGUAGAAGCUUGGCAUGAAUUGAUAAAUUGACAUGGGAAAUUUAAACCACAUUUAAUGUGAUGGACCUGUGAGAAAUUAUCUGUUUCUUCCUUGGCUUCUGUGUGUUGAGUUGAAGUAUCAAUUUGAAUUUACAAUGCAUUAACCCAUAAGGGUUUGACAAAGAAAUUCUCAGCACUUUCUAACCAAGGAAGAAAGUUGUUUAAGCUAGUAACCCCAGUGGAAGUAAAAUUAAUUUACCUAUAUUGAAAAUUUUUAGAUUUUCUGUGACGAUUUGUAGACUUGUACAGGGAGGGUCAGUGAAAUAUAUUGUGUUAUUGGUUCUGAAAAGAAUAGCAAAUUCUUAUUCCCACUUAGUCUGAAAUCAAAUAUAACUGGAUUGGUUGAUUGCCACCUAAUUAGUGCUUAUGAGCCGCUUUAACACUGGGUAAAAGCCAGUGGGUCUGUAGCUAGAUCUGUCAUAAGAAAUUUGUAUAGUGAGAAAACCACACAACUAACUUUCAAAAAUCCAAUCUCAGUUACGAAUUUGGCAGAUUAGCAAUUAAACUGUCACACACUAUGUUUCUUGUCAACUUUAAAGUAGUUGAAACAUGUACAGUAUACUUUAGUGUUCCUUUUUUUUCAGCACUAGAAUAUCUGGAUAUUUUAGCUUGUCUAGCCAUCCCCACACUAUCAAAUUUUGAUUUAGACUGGCAGUGAGCAUAAAACUACACUAGAAAUAUCUAACUUAUUUCAAGAGCAGUAAUCUGCAGCCAGUUUUGAGUCAUUGUGGUCAAUCUUCAGGUAGAUUUAUGAAUAGAAUAUGGCAGUGUUUGGAAAUUCAAAUGAAUUCGGAAACAAGCAGCUGGACUGUGGUUGCUACGUAAGUAAUGUUUUAAUGGACAGAACACCUUCAGAAUAUACAGUGCAUUAAUCUCUUCAAUAGCCCAUGGAAAAUGUAGUAAAGCACUAUUUAUGUCGUAAAGUCAUGAAAUAAGCACUAUUUCCUGGUUAGGUUUUUAAGGUAUUUGUACAAUGUUCAAUAAGAGCUUUUUUUAAAGUUGCCGUUUGCUUUGUUAAAAUGUAAGUGUAUCAGCUUUUAAUCAAAAUGUUCACCUCUAUUUAGAAAUAUUGUUGGCUAAUGCAGUCAAAUUCAUUUUUAGAUUAUAAGUAAGCUAUGGUUAAUUUAAACACCCAACCAAUGUGAACCUUUGUUAGUUACAAACAAUGGUGAAGGAAGACUGAACAGAAGUACAGAUGCAACAUCCUGGAGACAUUUUGACAUAUGUUUAGGUAAAUGCUGUUAAAGGUUAAGAUCAUUACUUUUUCUUCAGUCUAAUUGAAACUUUUUAGAAAUAUGGAAGAUAUAUUUGUGGGUUGACUACAUCACUCUUGCUACUGUAUUGCAGGCUGAAUCUGCUUAAAGGCUACCAUAGAAUAUUAUAGUGAGAAUAAUGUAAAUUACCUCCUGGGAAUCACUGGAAACUAAUGAGAUUGUGUAGGCUGAAUUGUAGUGAGUGGGUUGCAUACUAUUCCCACCACCACUUUAUUAGCCUCCAUUUUGUGCCAAUUUAUGAAUUUCUUGGCGAAAUGCAGGAGACUUUUUAAGUUUGUUCUUUUGUAUGCAAGGUUUUUGUUGCCAUAUGUUAAUGAAUAGGCCUUUGAUCUUCUGCCUUACUAUACAGUCACAGUAUACCAAGAGUAACACAUCUUGGGGGUCAGUCUUUCAUCAAAUGACAGUGUCCACUGAGGACCACCAAGCCAAAGGCACAGAUGGCCACAAGUGCCUUUUUAUUUUUGCUGGAUCUCAAAAUAAAAUUAUAGUACAUUAGCCACCUGAUAAUGAGAGUGCUGGUUGUUUAGUUUCUAGCCUAGUUGUCUUUUGAACUGUUUAUUAGCAGUCCAUCUGGAGGAGCAGCACAGUGCUGUCAGUUGUAAAUUGCCAACAUCUACUUCAAUAAUUCUAAUGCCAGUGAGCAAAAAUGCUGAAAACCGCAUGCUCACCAGAGCCAAAAUGAUUGUUGAUUUAUGGUAUCGCUUCAAAUGCGGACAUCAGUGGGUUGGUAGCAGAUUUGCUUGACUGUCUAUUAUUUUACUAGUUAUUAUUAACAUGGGCAAUGAAGUGGUUAACAUUAAUUAGAAGAUACUAAUAUUUCAUUCCACGCAAUUUUCUAUGCAAGUGUAAGGGGUCUUAUUGUUGCAAAAUGAUCAUUUUUGCCAUCUGGCAUCUUUAGGGAUAUCCUUAUCAGCAGAGUCCAGAGGUGAAAUUAAAAUCCAUCUGCUCUGCUUGAAAUUGUGACUUGUUCAUAGUCUCUGAAAAAGCAUCCCUUAGAGUACUGGUAUGUAUUUCUAUUUUCUGUAGAUCUUUCUGACUGAUUUUCACAACCCAAAGCCUUCUUAAACGAGGUUUGAGCUGUUCUGCAGAAGAUGUUCAUGUGCAUUAUGAAAUCGUUUUGGAGAAUUUUUCCAAAGUAAAUCCAAAUACUAUCAUCCACAUUAGAGGUUUUUAUUUGAUCAAUUUUGGAGCUGGAUUUGACUCAAAGGUCAUAAGUGCAUGUUUUUUUUUAAUCCCUUUGAUUACUUAUUCCAAUGAGUGUGACACUGUUUGAUUAGGUAUUAACAGGUCUGGAUUGUGUGUGGGUAGGUUCCCUCUAGUAGAACAUAGAACACUGUAUCACAAGAACAGACUCUUCAACCUACAAAGUUGUGUCAAUCUAAGUAAAUUAGUAAUAAAAUGGCCAAUUAAUCUAAUAUCCUCUGUCUACACCAUGUCCAAUUCCUUCCACUUUCCUCACAUUCAUGUACCUCUCUAAAUGUUUCUUAAAAGUCUCUAGUGUAUCUGUCACUACCACCACCCCAGACAGCACAUUCCAGGCACCCACCACUGAAAACUUGCCCAUCACAUCUCCUUUGAAAUUACCUCCUCUCACCUUAAAUGCGUGCCCCCUGGUUUUAGACAUUCCUACCCUGGGGAGAAAGAUACUGUCUACUGUCUAGAAAUUCCUAUUUCCUUCUUCCCGUGAAACCUUUGUUGUUUAACUUUGAUUCGUCCUGAUAAGCACAAUUAGAUUGCUUACAGUCACACUUCUCCAAUAUUUUAACCUCUUGAGGUAACUACUAGGAAAUUAACAAGUUUGACAAGCUGUUUUCCUCCUCUUUUUAGGAGGACCCACAUUCAUUCUUGCUGCUCUCAGUAAAGUAAACCUCCAAUUGCCAUAAACUAACUUCAGCAGUUGAAUUUUGGAUUGAGUCACAUAUUGGUUUACCAAAAGAAAAGUUGCACUAAAUAAUGUAGAUUAGCUUCAAGUAAUCAAACCCUGCAGCCCGAGCUCUUUAGGCAUUAGCAUUUCUACUUUAGACUGUAAUUUAGGAGCAGAAUUGGGCCAUUUUGGCCCUUCGAGUUUGCUCUGCCUUUUCAACAUGCCUGAUCCAAUUUUCCCCUCAGCCCCAAUCUUCAUUUGUGAUUGUUUGAGUUUAAAAACUGAAUCUCUUUUCUACUCACAUCAGACACAGUAAACUAGAUCAUACUACUAAUGUAUCUUCUAAAUGGGUCAUUCCACCAGAUAUCCUAACAAAGAAAAGCGUUAUUUCAAUCCAUCAUUAAAAUGCAAACAAUACUUUUGUUCCUACUAGUCUGUUUGAAUGGGCAUAAAAUGGCAGACUUGGAGUCAAGUCUUGGGGAUUUUGCAGUGACAUGCUAGUUUUUAGUUGUCAAGAUCUGCAUAAACUAUUUUUUUAAGAAGGAAAAUGUUUCUUCUGUGCCUUACUAAUCAAAUUUCUCUUUCCGCCAGCUAUAGCUCCUUUAUACUUAACGGAAGAUGACUCAAUCAGUUUAGUUACAGCUCUUUAAUCUUACUACUGGACUUUUAAACAGUUCUGCUUUAUUAUGGUGUCUACAAACAAGUUCUCCUGCAAGCUUCAUAUAAUUCAUAAAUGCCCUUUUUAAUCCUGACUAUUCUCCUUUCCUUGAUUCCCUACCACACACUGCAGUAUUCUAAAUAUUUAUUCUAACCUUCUUCCAGUUAAUAGCUAAAAUUUUCACAAAAUUAAAAAAUCUUGAUGAAUACUUGUGCUAUCAUUGUCAGCAAGAUAAAGCAUGAAUUAAGGAAAAUUAAUGUUGUGGCAAUAUUCCAGGAUCACCCCACUCAUCUCAGCAUUUGAAAAUGAUACCAUGUACAGUAUAUCAUAUAAAGUAACAUCUGAGAAACUGAUGGGACCAUUAAGUUAUUGCUUCUGAAGUAAAUUUUAAAUGAAUGAAUUAGUCUUAUUGGGAUAGAGAUCUGUAAGUAGUACUGAAGGUUAUGUUACAACUCUAUAACCUAAAGGCAACAUUCUCUCACCAGUAAAUGACUGAAUGCUGGGCAAUAUCUAUUGGAAGUUGAAAUGUGACCUUAAUUCAGCAUUUUAACUUACUGUAGCAAAAUUGGAAUUCAAUAACUUUUCCAAGCCUUUUAUUAAAACAACCAAGCUGGGAAGGGCAAAAAAUGGUCUGCCUGGCAUAAGUGCCCAAUUUAGUGCUGAAAUGGUCACCCAUCCCAAUUUGAAUCCCAUCGGGGUAGACACAAGAGGGACAAAAUGGAGGAUUCAUGAAGGGCUAUGCUAAGUGCAAUAGGGUUUUUAUUUCAGAUCCUACAAAGAGCCUUGAAUAGCAGUAUCUACUGAACCCAAAUACAAUACUUUAAGAGAAAACUCAUUAUUGUUUUUGAUUUAAUGACCAUUUAAAAUACUUCUGAAUUAUUUUGAAUGUAUUAGAUAGCCUAUGAUGCUAACUUUGUUUACACAAAAUUGUAGCCAAUAAUCAUUUGAUCCAAAAGACUGCAAUAAGUAUAUUGCAGUGUCUUGUCAAAAGAGGAACAUAUUCCUCUGGCAUUAAGAAUUUCAAGACAUGUACUUUUCCUGUGCCAUUGAUUUUCCUUGUGGUUAUAUUUGCUAUUUGCGUUAUAUUUGCUAUUUGAGAAUAAAUGUAUUGUUAUGCAAAAAAAUCCUUUUAGGUUUCCAACAUUGCAAUGAAAACAUUUUUGUCGCUUAAGAUGCAGUUCCCCACUGAUGUUAAAUAUUUAUUUGAAAACCUGUUUCAAAUAAAACUAGGCAUUGAAAUGUUUAUCAAGGUGGAUGUGAUGUAUCUUUAUGAAUAUUUGCCUUCAAAAUAUUUUUUAGAUAAAUAAUGAAAUGGGUCAGUCUUUGUGACAAACCUUGUGUUUUUUUUAAAUCUUACUAUUGUACACUCCUUCAAGGCUGCCUCUCUGAAAUGACCUGACUCUGUGAAAGAUGUGUUUAGUGUGAAGAAUGCUUAAUUCUUUAUCCAUACAGUUUUUCAAAAGCCUGUGUGGAAUAUCCCAUUAGACUCCGAACAUAACAGAGGAGGAGGAGAAAAACAGAAAUCUAGUCCAUCUUGUAUAGACUGCAUGUUUGGUCAGUAUAGUUGGUCAUGGUCCAUAAAGAAGCUGACUCUAGAAAGGGAGUAUUGUACUUUGUGGAUAAUGACCGGAAAGGUCAAGGGAGAAAUGAAUUUGUCCCUUAGUCUAACAUGCAAAAAGUGCAACCAGUAAGUCUUUGUCCUUAUUCCUAAAUAUCACUGCUCGACAAACAAUGGUGUCCAUGUGUGUUACAGUUACAUUUUGUAUUGCCCAGGGAAUGUUUGUAUGCUGUAAUGUUGAUCUUUUUUAAAUUAAAAAAAAGAUAUUGAAAGUAACUUAAAUAAAAUGAUUUUGAAAGAUGCAUUA
Molecule: messenger RNA, 15397 nt
Organism: Hypanus sabinus (Atlantic stingray)
Lineage: Eukaryota; Metazoa; Chordata; Chondrichthyes; Myliobatiformes; Dasyatidae
Gene: usp24
Product: ubiquitin specific peptidase 24
Exons: 68
Coding region: 211-8037 (2608 amino acids)
Biological process (GO): protein deubiquitination
Cellular component (GO): nucleus; cytosol
Molecular function (GO): protein binding; cysteine-type endopeptidase activity; cysteine-type deubiquitinase activity
Source: RefSeq, a predicted model, not a curated record